Messenger RNA from Indicator indicator, 1080 nucleotides. It is a transcript of the gene MAB21L1, whose product is annotated as mab-21 like 1. The coding region runs from base 1 to 1080 and encodes 359 amino acids. The transcript has a single exon. The record is from RefSeq and is a predicted model, not a curated record. Lineage: Eukaryota; Metazoa; Chordata; Aves; Piciformes; Indicatoridae.
AUGAUCGCGGCCCAGGCCAAGCUGGUGUAUCAUCUGAAUAAAUACUACAAUGAGAAAUGUCAAGCGAGGAAAGCUGCCAUCGCCAAAACAAUCCGAGAAGUCUGCAAAGUGGUGUCGGACGUGCUGAAGGAGGUGGAGGUGCAGGAGCCUCGCUUCAUCAGUUCCUUGAAUGAGAUGGACAAUCGUUACGAGGGGUUGGAAGUCAUCUCCCCCACAGAGUUUGAAGUCGUGCUGUAUCUGAACCAGAUGGGGGUUUUCAACUUCGUGGACGACGGCUCCUUGCCGGGCUGUGCUGUGUUAAAGUUAAGCGACGGGCGCAAGAGGAGUAUGUCCCUCUGGGUGGAGUUCAUCACGGCGUCUGGCUACCUCUCCGCUCGCAAAAUCCGGUCCAGAUUUCAGACUCUGGUGGCUCAAGCCGUGGAUAAGUGCAGUUACAGAGACGUGGUAAAGAUGGUGGCGGACACCAGCGAAGUGAAGCUGAGAAUCAGGGAUAGAUAUGUCGUGCAGAUCACUCCGGCGUUCAAAUGCACCGGGAUCUGGCCGCGGAGUGCUGCCCACUGGCCGCUUCCCCACAUCCCCUGGCCAGGACCCAACAGGGUAGCGGAGGUCAAGGCGGAAGGCUUCAACCUCUUAUCCAAGGAGUGCCACUCUCUGGCCGGCAAGCAGAGCUCGGCCGAGAGCGAUGCCUGGGUGCUGCAGUUCGCAGAAGCCGAGAAUAGACUGCAGAUGGGCGGCUGCAGGAAGAAAUGCCUCUCUAUCCUCAAAACCUUGCGGGACCGGCACCUGGAGCUGCCGGGCCAGCCCCUGAAUAAUUAUCACAUGAAGACUCUGGUUUCAUACGAAUGCGAAAAGCACCCUCGCGAGUCGGACUGGGACGAGUCGUGCCUGGGGGACCGGCUCAACGGGAUUUUACUCCAGCUCAUUUCCUGCCUCCAGUGCAGGAGGUGCCCGCACUACUUCUUGCCCAAUUUAGACCUCUUUCAGGGCAAACCUCACUCGGCUCUGGAAAACGCGGCCAAACAAACGUGGCGACUGGCUAGGGAAAUACUUACCAACCCGAAAAGUUUGGAGAAACUUUAG